Molecule: messenger RNA, 1500 nt
Organism: Ornithodoros turicata
Lineage: Eukaryota; Metazoa; Arthropoda; Arachnida; Ixodida; Argasidae
Gene: l(3)77CDf
Product: phosphatidylserine synthase-like
Exons: 9
Coding region: 99-1349 (416 amino acids)
Biological process (GO): phosphatidylserine biosynthetic process
Molecular function (GO): L-serine-phosphatidylethanolamine phosphatidyltransferase activity
Source: RefSeq, a predicted model, not a curated record
CGCUAGUUUGUAGUUUCUGGUUUCUUCGUUUCUUCCUUCCUUUGGAGUGGUCGUUUACUGUGCUGUGCGUGCCUCGUGUGCUGAAAUGUUGGUGUUGCAUGCAGUUUUGUGAACAUUUCUCUUGCAAUUUCAGGAUGGUUGCCAAAGAUCACGAAAAGUCUAAUCAUAGGCCAGACCUCUUUUAUAGUAUAAACGAGAGACCCGUAGAUGAUAUUUCCUUGGACUUCUUUUACAAACCGCACACAAUUACUUUGCUGACUUUUUGUAUAGGUCUGCUGCUUUAUUUCGCGUUUACCCGAGAUGAUGACCAACUAGAAGAUAACAUCUGGAGUGGUAUCUGUUGUGUAGUCUUCUUCUUCCUCAUCAUCAGCAUUUUAGCUUUUCCAAAUGGACCUUUCACCCGACCACAUCCAGCAAUAUGGAGGAUGGUGUUUGGUCUCAGUGUGCUCUACCUAAUGGGCCUGCUCUUCAUCCUCUUCCAGAACUACAAAACUGUCAAGUCUCUCAUGUUUUGGUUCUCCCCAGACCUGCGUUCUUUUCAUAUUGACUCUGAAAAGGAGUAUGGAGUCAACUGCUCGGACGUGUCAUGGGAGCGUGUAUGGAGUCAUGUGGAUGUGUUUGCAUUUGGACACCUGUUCGGCUGGGCAAUGAAGGCAAUGCUAGUACGCCACUAUGGUAUCUGCUGGACUAUCAGCUUCACCUGGGAGAUAACAGAGAUGGCAUUUGCUCAUCUCCUGCCAAACUUUGUGGAGUGCUGGUGGGAUGCUCUUGUACUGGAUGUGCUGCUAUGUAAUGGCCUGGGUAUCUGGCUUGGCAUGGCUAUCUGUAGGAAGCUGGAGAUGCGCACCUACGAGUGGGAAAGCAUCAAAGAUAUCCAAAGCACAACAGGGAAGAUACGACGUGCUGUCUUGCAAUUCACUCCAGCCAGUUGGACGCAUGUGCGCUGGCUUGAUCCCCAUUGCACUUACAUGCGUUUCCUGGCUGUGGCCGAACUGGUGGUCUUUUGGCAGGUGACUGAACUCAACACCUUUUUCUUGAAGCAUAUUUUUGAAGUUCCUCCAGACCAUUCCCUUAGCGUGGCACGCCUCAUACUGGUUGGUCUCAUCGUGGCACCAUCACUCAGGCAAUACUACAGCUAUGUGACUGACACACGAUGCAAACGAGUAGGAACGCAAUGCUGGGUGUUUGGUUACUCACUGAUUUUUCUCAAGCAGAAGUCUCGAUCAAUCUUGGAGGGCACCUGUAAUUAUAUACUACAGGUAUCGCACAUCAGAAUGGAAGGGGACUGCACAGCGAUCCAUUCACAAAUGUGGAUUGAGGACUCCUGGAUGUUAAAGAUCAUAGGAUAGACAGGAAGCCUAGUGAAACAAUGGAAAGCACUGUUCAUUUCUCGCACUUCUGGCUACCAUUGCUGCUGUGCCUUGGAAAACUAUAGCUUUGUCUCUGGAUAAGCAGAAUUUGCACUGCAGCUCUGCAUGAAUAAAAAAAGAUGCAAAAUCA